AUGCAAGGCUCUUUUCAAGUAAAGGAAGCUCUAGCUGAUAUCUUUUAUUAAGUAAAAGAUGUCAACAAACAAAUCCUUGCGGUUAUAUACGAAAUAUUAAAAAAGGAAAAAGCAUAAGACUGCAUUGAAUUUCUAUCAGAUAUAGGGAAUCAAAGGCCAUUAGAGUCACAAAUUUUACAACAAGUAGGGAAUUUCGCAAAAACUGAUGCAGAAUAGAUAUUGUAUUGUGUUAGAAAUGACAUGAAGUAAAUUACAGAUGUUUUAAGAAAAUUAAAAGAUCAUGACUUCAAUUACAAAGACUUUUCCUCUGAAGAAAAUGAAGAAUCAAAAGAAAUUCUAAUUAAAAUCAUCAAGGAUAAUAAAAGGAUCAUUGAAUUUCUCUAAUUUUUAAUUCACCUCACAUCCAUUGAUUAAACUUUGAUAUAAUGUGGAUCUAAUUCAUUUCAUCUUUUAGUUUAGGUGAAGGUGGACUUUAGAAACUAAAAUCUUGAAAAUAUUAAGAUCUAAAAUACAUCACUAGUAGGAGCUAAUUUUUUUAGGUGUAAUUUAAGUGGAUCAUAUUUUAAUAAUGUCAACAUAAGUGGAAUAAACCUGAAUGGAGCGUUAUUAUUUAAUUGUAAAUGGAAGAAUUUAAGAAUCCCUGAAUUAAAUAAAUUUAAUGGUCAUACUGGAUAUAUUUAAUCAGUUUGUUUCUCUCCUGAUGGAAAUACAUUAGCAUCUGGUAGUACUGAUUACUCUAUCUAACUAUGGGAUGUCAAAACAGGAUUAUAAAAAGCCAAAUUAGAUGGUCAUAGUAAUUUAGUUAUGUCAGUCUGUUUCUCUCCUGAUGGAAAUACAUUAGCUUCUGGUAGUAAUGAUAAGUCUAUCCGUCUAUGGGAUGUCAAAACAGGAUAAUAAAAAGCCAAAUUAGAUGGUCAUACUAGUACUGUCUACUCAGUCUGUUUCUCUCCUGAUGGAAAUACAUUAGCUUCUGGUAGUAAUGAUAACUCUAUCCGUCUAUGGGAUGUCAAAACAGGAUAAUAAAAAGCCAAAUUAGAUGGUCAUACUAAUUGUAUAUUGUCAGUCUGUUUCUCUCCUGAUGGAAAUACAUUAGCUUCUGGUAGUAAUGAUAAGUCUAUCCGUCUAUGGGAUGUCAAAACAGGAUAAUAAAAAGCCAAAUUAGAUGGUCAUACUAGUUGUAUAUUGUCAGUCUGUUUCUCUCCUGAUGGAAAUACAUUAGCUUCUGGUAGUAAUGAUAAGUCUAUCCGUCUAUGGGAUGUCAAAACAGGAUAAUAAAAAGCCAAAUUAGAUGGUCAUACUAGUUGUAUAUUGUCAGUCUGUUUCUCUCCUGAUGGAAAUACAUUAGCUUCUGGUAGUAAUGAUAAGUCUAUCCGUCUAUGGGAUGUCAAAACAGGAUAAUAAAAAGCCAAAUUAGAUGGUCAUACUAGUUGUAUAUUGUCAGUCUGUUUCUCUCCUGAUGGAAAUACAUUAGCUUCUGGUAGUAAUGAUAAGUCUAUCCGUCUAUGGGAUGUCAAAACAGGAUAAUAAAAAGCCAAAUUAGAUGGUCAUACUAGUUGUAUAUUGUCAGUCUGUUUCUCUCCUGAUGGAAAUACAUUAGCUUCUGGUAGUAAUGAUAAGUCUAUCCGUCUAUGGGAUGUCAAAACAGGAUAAUAAAAAGCCAAAUUAGAUGGUCAUACUAGUUGUAUAUUGUCAGUCUGUUUCUCUCCUGAUGGAAAUACAUUAGCUUCUGGUAGUCAUGAUAAGUCUAUCCGUCUAUGGGAUGUCAAAACAGGAUAAUAAAAAGCCAAAUUAAAUGGCCAUAGUUCUACUGUCUACUCAGUCUGCUUCUCAUCUGAUGGAAAUACAUUAGCAAGUGGUAAUGAAGAGUCUAUCCAUCUAUGGGAUGUCAAAACAGGAUAAUAAAAAGCCUAAUUAGAUGGUUUUAGUUCUACUGUCUACUCAGUCUGCUUCUCAUCUGAUGGAAAUACAUUAGCAUCUGGUGGCUAUGAUAAGUCUAUUCGUCUUUGGGAUGUCAAAACAGGGUAAUAAAAAACCAAAUUGGAUGGUCAUAGUAAUAUUGUUCGAUCAGUCUGUUUCUCACAUGAUGGACAAGCAUUAGCAACUUGUAGUGAAGAUAAGUCUAUUCGUUUAUGGGAUGUCAAAACAGGAGAACAAAAAGCCAAAUUAGAUGGUCAUACUGAUCAUGUCUACUAAGUCUGUUUCUCUCCUGAUGGAAAUAUAUUAGCCUCUGGUAGUUAUGAUAAGUCUAUCCGUCUCUGGGAUAUCUAUGCAGGAUAACAAAAAGAUAAAUUAGAUGGUCAUAGUGAUUAUGUUAUGUCAGUCUGUUUCUCUCCUGAUGGAAAUAUAUUAGCAUCUGCUAGUGCAGAUUAGUCUAUUUGUAUAUGGGAUGUCAAAACAGGAUAAUAAAAAGCCAAAUUAGAUGGUCAUAGUGAUUAUGUUAUGUCAGUCUGUUUCUCUCCUGAUAGAAAUAUAUUAGCAUCUGCUAGUGCAGAUUAGUCUAUUUGUAUAUGGGAUGUCAAAACAGGAUAAUAAAAAGCCAAAUUAAAUGAUUAUAUUCAAGGUGUCUUGUCAGUGUGUUUCUCUCCUGAUGGAAAUACAUUAGCAUCUGCUAGUGAUGAUAACUCUAUCCGUCUAUGGGAUGUCAAAACAGGAUAAUAAAAAGCCAAAUUAGAUGGUCAUAGUGAUUAUGUUAUGUCAGUCAGUUUCUCUCCUGAUGGAAAUCUAAUAGCAUCUGGUAGUUAUGAUUAGUCUAUUCGUCUUUGGGAUGUAAAAAUAAGAUAAUAGAAAGCCAAAUUAGAUGGUCAUACUCAUCAUGUCUACUAAGUCUGUUUCUCUCCUGAUGGAAACAUAUUAGCUUCUAGUAGUGAAGAUAAGUCUAUCCAACUUUGGGAUGUCAAAACAGGAUAAUAAAAGGCCAAAUUAGAUGGUCAUACUCAAGGUGUCUUGUCAGUGUGUUUCUCUCCUAAUGGAAAUACAUUAGCAUCUGGUAGUUUUGAUAAGUCUAUCCGUCUAUGGGAUGUUAAGAAUCGAAAAGAAAUUUCAUCUGCUGACAAAAUAUAUAAAGAUAUUCUUGCUUUAUUUUCUGCACCACUCUUAUAUAAUAACCCUUUACCAGGUAUUUAUUAUGUUAUUAUUAUUUAGUCUCUAAUCACUCAUUUCUUGUUAUAUCCUAAUCAAUAAUAUUGGAAGCAUCAGGAACACUUAUCCUGUAAGGAGAAUUUAUUAAUCAUUAAGGGAAAGAUUUAAAACCUUNA
Paramecium primaurelia is the source of this 3254-nucleotide messenger RNA. NCBI's taxonomy places the organism in Eukaryota, Ciliophora, Oligohymenophorea, Peniculida, Parameciidae. The record is from the annotation of a GenBank genome assembly.